Molecule: messenger RNA, 4276 nt
Organism: Photinus pyralis (common eastern firefly)
Lineage: Eukaryota; Metazoa; Arthropoda; Insecta; Coleoptera; Lampyridae
Gene: Asator
Product: tau-tubulin kinase homolog Asator
Exons: 12
Coding region: 196-3426 (1076 amino acids)
Biological process (GO): peptidyl-serine phosphorylation; signal transduction
Cellular component (GO): nucleus; cytoplasm
Molecular function (GO): protein serine/threonine kinase activity; ATP binding
Source: RefSeq, a predicted model, not a curated record
AAUUCAACUAAAAAAAUUCAUUUAAACAAUUUAGGCGAUCGCAACUUUUGGAAAGAAUUUGAAUUCUGGAAGUGGAAGUAACUUCAUGGCAGUUUAAAAGAUGGCGGACCUAUCGAUUAAAAUUGCACAAAACCGAAGAGAAGCGUAAGUUGGGAGGGGGCCUUCGAGUCGACCGACCAAAACAAUAACAUCACAAUGACGUCCGAGGAUCUCCUCCAGCCGGGGCACGUCGUCAAGGAACGAUGGAAGGUUAUAAAGAAGAUCGGCGGAGGUGGCUUCGGUGAGAUCUACGAGGGGUUAGAUCUCUUGACGCGCGAGCAGGUGGCGCUUAAAGUGGAGUCGGCUCGACAACCGAAGCAGGUGUUAAAGAUGGAGGUUGCCGUACUGAAGAAGCUGCAAGGCAAAGACCACGUGUGUCGGUUUAUCGGCUGCGGUCGCAACGAUAGGUUCAAUUAUGUAGUAAUGCAAUUGCAGGGCAGAAAUUUGGCCGAGCUCAGGCGAGCGCAGCCCAGAUCCGCCUUUAGUCUUUCGACCACCUUACGUUUAGGAUUACAAAUACUUAAAGCGAUAGAAAGUAUUCAUUCGGUCGGUUUCCUGCAUCGUGAUAUUAAACCUAGUAAUUUUUCAAUGGGACGUCUGGCGUAUAACUGUAGGAAAGUGUACAUGUUAGAUUUCGGACUGGCGCGGCAGUACACGACGUCGACGGGCGAGGUGCGUGCGCCGCGCGCCGCCGCCGGAUUUCGCGGUACCGUCCGGUACGCCAGCAUCAACGCGCAUAGGAAUAAAGAAAUGGGUCGGCACGACGAUUUGUGGAGUCUGUUUUAUAUGCUAGUCGAAUUCGUGAAUGGACAGUUGCCGUGGAGAAAGGUGAAGGAUAAGGAGCAAGUCGGCUUGAUGAAGGAGAAGUACGAUCACAGGCUACUUCUGAAGCAUUUGCCGUCCGAUCUUAAACAAUUUUUAGACCAUAUACAAAUGCUGGAGUAUGCGGAUAAGCCCGACUAUCAGAUGUUAAUUAAUUUAUUUGAGCGAUGUAUGAAGAGAAGAGGCGUUAAAGACUCAGAUCCUUACGAUUGGGAGAAGGUUCCCGCCGGCGACAACGCCGCGAUUAAUCCGACUCCUCCGCUUCAACAGCCUACGGCACCGGCCAACCUGCCCAGGCAUACGAAGCACACAACCGACAACAACCAGGAGAACAUCGAACCGACUGAUAACAAGGAGGCACAUUUAGAGGCGAGGCGGCGAAGAAUAGAAACCGAAAAUACCGCACCUUUAGUUACAGAUACACAGACUAACGCGCCUAAGCCUACAGUCGAUAAGAACUGUAAUGCGACACCUGUCGAAGCGGUUCCAUCGAGUCAGCGACGUCGUGCCACCUCUCAUCUAGAGCAGACGCCGGAAAAGUUGGACAACGAGGGGGCGGCGUCGGCGCGUUCGGUCGCCGACGCGAACCAGAAGCCGGUACCUUUGCGGAAGAGUCAGUCGGGCGUCGCGACGCUCGGACGUCUGCGCGUCGUCACGCCGCCGCAGAGCGGCAGCGUGGUCGACUCGCCGGCGACGCCCGAGCAGGAGAGGCCGAGGCGGCGACAGCCGUCCGCGGCGCGCAGCUCGCGAUCGGGCGUCCGCGACCAAAGCUUGACGCAGUUCGCCGUCAUGGACGACGAGAACGUUAGCCAACAGGUGACGAAGGGAGGAGCGUUGACGUUAGCGAGCCAGUGGAAGUCUCAGUUUGACGACAGCGAGGAGACGACGGACAACGAGUGGAAGCCGGAAAGUCCCGAGCACAAGGGGGUCGUCGGUGUCGUGUCGGAGGCCAAUCCUCCGGUACCGCCGGUUUUGAGUAGGAUCAGCGAGGACUCUCGGACCCGCAACAGUCAGAGGAAGCACGUCAACAUUGCCGGAAUCGAGGACUUCCCGGAGCUAAUGGGGGGUCUCCCGCGCGCAUGGUCCACGCCAACUCUGGGCCCGUCGAUACGUUCAGGUUUAAAACCUCCGCUCCUACAGCAGGCCGCCUUCGAUGACUUAGUUUUCAAGGUCGAUAUGAUGCGAAAUGUCGGCUCGCGGCACCAGCAGGAAUCCGUGGGUGAUAAUCAACUUCACAAAUGGAGCAGCCUGCCGAGUAGCAUUUUGGAGGGCUUCGGCGUUAGUACCAAAAAGGAGGAAGACGACGAGGACGAAGGAAACGAAGACGAAGGUCUGCAGGAGGUUGCGGGUACGCUACAGAUUCGAGUUGUGCCAAAAGAAAUGGUUAUAAAACCUCAACUUCCGGACGAAGCGGGCGAUCGGAUGCAAAACGGCGUAUCGUCGGCCGAGAACCAUAGCAAUACGCAAAUAAUCAUAAAGACGGAGUCUCCCCCGAAGCCAAAGGUUAAGUUGGAGCGGACGAAGAGUAUACUAAAGCAGAGCAGCAAAGAGCGCGGAGACGCGCCCGAGUUGCACAGUCCGAAGAAGGAGCAGAUUUCGUUCGCGCCCGACGAGAAGUACGACGUUAAACAUAAGACUGAAAAACGGGUUAGUAUUGAAAACGGUACAAAAUUAGAGGACGACGUCUUCGAGAGGGAGAGUACGAGGAAGAAGUUGCGCAGUCCCAGUCCCGAAAAGAAUCGCGAGUCUGAGGAAGACGACGAGGAGCAGAGUUGCGAGCAUCGACUCCUGAAGGAAACGGAUUCGCCGCUACGAGUCAUUGAGAACAAAGUGAUCAAGAAGAUCAAGCAAAAUUGUGUCGAGUCCAAGUCGGAAAGUAGCUCCAGCAAGGUCGCGUCCACCUCCGAAACUACAAAAAGUAACUUUGACUCGCGAACUGCCACAGUUAAUCAAAAAAAGAUAGUCGAAAAAGUGAAAGAGAGUAAGGGGGAGACGGUUGUGAAUAAUCGUAGGCAGUGCUCGCCAUCGGUCGAUGGCGUAACCGCUUCGGCGCUUAGCGUAGUGGAACGAAAGUCGCUCGCCAACGGCAUAAGUCCCGGCAUGGAGGAGCAGUCCGAGUACUUCGACGCGACCGAAAACAUCAAGGAUAAGCGGCCGGAGCAGGAGGACGAUUACAGCGGCGUCGAUAAUGCUAGUCAAGUUUUGCGGGAGACCUCGGUAAAUAGUCGAUCGAUCCGUUGCGCGCCGUCUAACCUGCCCGUUUUAGCAGUAAGUGGCCAAAGGUUAGCGAAGUGCAUGUCGUGGUCGUCGGGCGAUUUCACUCCGGGCUUGCGUCGCCGCCGUCUGACCGAUAAGUACGUCAACGAUCCGAGCGAGCUGAAUUUGAGGUUCAAGCGGCACUCGACGGCCGGAGGUGCUAAGGCGAGAGGUGUACCGACGUGUUUGAUAGGGGCGGCCGAAAGUUCGCCCGACACGUCGGAGGGACCGCCGCCGCCGCCUCCACCUUCGGGCGAGCCGCUGCCCGAGAGCGAAGUGCGCUGCAGAAGGUACCGACCUGUCACGUAGUGGUUUUGCGGUUUUUUUAGUGUUUUUGACAUUUCUCUUGAUCUAUAACAUUGAAUGGUGCUUUGUAUUUUCAUCGAAGGGGAGGAAGACACGCAAAAAUUGUCCGUUUGUAUGUAAAAUAUGAGCACCUCAAAUUGUGAUUAAGUAAAAGUAUAUUUUUGCCGCUCUCUAUUAUAUUUUUCGUACGCAAUUUAUUUAGGGCGCAAAGUUUAGGGGUUAAGAGCAAAUCUAAAGUAAUUGUUGGGAGUCUCGACGUAAUUUAUUGUUGAUAUUGUGAUUCGAUUCUUGUGAAUAUUUUUUUACAUAGUUCUGUUGUAGUUGUUUUUUUUUGUUAUUUAUUUUUUAAUUUGUUCGUAGGAGAAAGGCGCGUUGUACAUGAGACGUAGUUGUCGAUUAUUAGAGAGUUAGCUCAGAUUAAAAAAUUGCUUAAAACAUUAGAUUAUCUAGAAUGAAGUAGAUUUUCGAUUUUGUUUCGUUUUUAGGGGAAAAAAAAUGUUUCACACCGAACGCUUUCGGUUCCGCUCUCAGUUCAUCCAAAUUAAAGCCAUGGCUUGUUACUCGUAUAAAGAAACAUAUAUCUCAUUUCUCUCUGGGGUAACCGUUUAGUCUAAUUAGAAUUUGUUGGAUCUUUCAAAUUGCACCUGAAAUAUUCGAGUCGUUUGUUUCUAAGUCGAAAAUGUAUAUUAUAUAUAAUGCUUUUAUAUAGAUAUUCUUUAUGAUAUUAAGAAAGUUUAUUGUUAUUUUCGAUUGUCGUGUACAUCUCAUAGAUCUUUUUAUUUUGUUUUACACAUUUUAUUGUUUUUAUGAAGAUAUUGCUAUAUGAUUUGUAAAUUGUAGUUAUUAAAUUAUU